GGAAAUCAAAAUGUUGGAUUUAUCAUUCAAACUCCAUAUCAAAUGUUGUUGGAGUUAUUAUCGUCCAUGUUUUUUUCCCGCCUCAACCGCUCUGUAUUUCGUUUCCACUCAUUUCCUGCGAUUCCUGCUUCAAAGAGUGGUGAUUUCAAGUCCCCUGUUCAUCAAUCCCUUCACCUUUCAUUAGAAAGAUGCUCCUCCAUGAGACAGCUCAAGGUCCUCCAUGCCCAAAUCAUCCUCCAAGGUUUGGUUUCUGAAACUCUCACUCUUGGAAAAUUGGUCUCUUUCUGUGCUGUUUCUCAAGCUGGGGAUCUUCACUACGCCCAGCUUGUUUUUGAUCACCAUCUCCAACCCAACAAGUUUAUGUUCAACUGCUUGAUAAGGGGAUACUCCACUUCCCAACACCCAAUCAAAGCUAUUGUUCUCUACUUUAAAAUGAUGCGUUCUGGGUUUCUGCCCAAUCAAUUUACUCUCCCAUUUGUGCUCAAAGCUUGUGCUUCUCAGCUUGCGUAUUGGGAAGUUCUUCUUGUCCAUUGCCAUACCAUUCGACUCGGGAUUUUGUCUCAUGUUUGCGUACAGAAUGCUCUUAUCAAUGCUUAUGCCGUUUGUGGUUUUGUCCAAUGCGCACGCCAACUGUUCGAUGAAAUGUCACAUAGAACUCUGGUGUCCUGGAAUUCGAUCAUUGGUGGGUACUCUAGGAAUGGGUUCUGUAAGGAAGCCUUUUUGCUGUUUCGAGAUAUGAGAGUGUGGGGAUUUCAGCCGGAUCUGUUCACGUUGGUUCAUCUAUUUUCCAUUUGUACAAGAAGUUAUAACUUAGAUAUGGGUAAAUGUGUGCAUCUCUAUGUAGAGAUUACUGGGAUUGAGUUCGAUCAAAUUUUAAGAAAUGCUCUGCUGGAUAUGUAUGCGAAAUGUGGGGAUUUGCUUUCUGCUCGGACAAUCUUCGAUAGAAUGAUCGACAAAAAUGUUGUUUCGCAUACUUCCAUGAUUAGUGCAUAUUCAAAACAUGGCCUUUUUCGCUAUGCUCGUGAGGUAUUUGAUCAAAUUCCUGAGAAGAAUGUGAUCUCUUGGAAUUCAAUGAUCUCAUGUUAUGUCCAAGAAGGUCGAUGCAAGGAAGCAUUGCUUCUUUUUCAACAGAUGUGUGAGACAACCAUCAUGCCUGAUGAGGCUACUCUAGUGAGUGUUCUUUCAGCCUGUAGUCAAAUUGGUGAUUUAGCCAUGGGAAAGAAAGCACAUUGUUACAUUUGCAGCAACAAUAUCAUGAUCACUGCCACUCUUUCGAAUUCCCUCAUCGACAUGUAUGCAAAAUGUGGUGCCCUCGAAACUGCCAUGGAUUUUUUCUUUGAGUCUAAAGAUAAGAAUUUAGUGUCCUGGAAUGUCAUUAUCCAGGCGCUUGCAUUACAUGGCUAUGGCCUGCAUGCACUCAAACUAUUCAAUAUGAUGCAUACUUCGGGGAUUUGGCCCGACGAAAUCACAUUCACUGGACUGCUAUCUGCUUGUAGCCAUAGCGGACUUGUCGACAUGGGACGCUAUUUAUUCGAGAGAAUGAGUUCCGUUUACGGGAUUCUUCCUGAAAUCGAGCAUUACGCUUGCAUGGUGGACUUGCUAGGAAGAGGAGGGCUGUUGCAGGAAGCAGUAAAACUCAUUGGAGGAAUGCCAAUGAAGCCAGAUGUGGUUGUGUGGGGCGCUAUGCUUGGUGGUUGUAGGACUUACGGGAAUGUGGACAUCGGGAAUCAAAUCUUGAAACAGGUUCUGGAGUUGGAGACAUACAGUUCUGGGCUCUACGUUCUUCUGUCAAACAUAUAUUUUGAAGCAAAGAGAUGGAAAGAAGUGAGAAAUAUAAGAAAACUGAUGAAUGAGCAUGGGAUCAUCAAGUGUAAAGCUGUUAGCUUCAUUGAGAUUGAUGAAUGCAUUACAGAGUUUAUGGUUGAUGACAAGAGACAUGAAACAAGCGGUAUAUAUCCCUUGCUGGAUCAGUUAACCGAUCAUUUGAGGUCGGUUGGGCACUUGUCGAAUAACUCGAUUCUCAUUUCAGAUUCCGAAGGCUAAUGUUAUUCAGCCUUGCAUUUUGGACACAAGUAUUGGGUCUUCAGAGCUCAACCACGACCGGUGCAAACCGAGGUCGAAGGCUAAGUAAAAGCAAAGAGAAGUCGAGCAGAGAAGUGUAGGCGCUGCACAUCGAAGGAAGAUGUACCGAACAUGAUGCUGAGACGAAGGAGCCACUCAUUCGCACGAAGUUCUUGGAACUGUGGCACCAAGGAAGUUUACAAUGUUGUGUAGACACCCAAGCAUCAUAGCACUAGGAGCUUGCGCACACUGUUGUGUGUGAUUCCCAAAUUUCGGCCUAUACCUUCGACAUUGGACAAACAUUUUUUCAUCCAAGAAAGUGGCAAAAUGGAGCCUUCUUGAGGGGAGGAAAAGAUAGCAUUUCAAAUUAACAUAGUUGUGACUAAACUUGUUGCAAUUAUUGGACCUUAGGUUGAAAUAAUAUAAGGUGAUGGUCCAUUUUGUAUAAUCUUAAUCA
Molecule: messenger RNA, 2518 nt
Organism: Cucurbita moschata (crookneck pumpkin)
Lineage: Eukaryota; Viridiplantae; Streptophyta; Magnoliopsida; Cucurbitales; Cucurbitaceae
Product: pentatricopeptide repeat-containing protein At2g22410, mitochondrial-like
Exons: 1
Coding region: 43-2043 (666 amino acids)
Biological process (GO): RNA modification
Molecular function (GO): protein binding; RNA binding
Source: RefSeq, a predicted model, not a curated record